CAGGAGCAGCCUCAAAAUAACUCUUCCCCUUUCUGCAAAGUGUCUCUCAGGCUGGCCAUGCAGGUAGUGGGCAGCCUGGCUCGGGGCUUCUGCCUGGGGCUCCUGCUUGGUUGGGCGACCCUCGCGUCCCCAGAGAGCAACAAGGAGCGCAAGCUCUUCAACCGCCUUUUUGCCAACUAUGACAAGUCCCAGUGGCCGGCCCAGAGUGUGGGCGAAGUGCUCCAGGUCUCCUUGAAGCUGACCCUCACCAACCUCAUCUCACUGAAUGCCAAAGAGGAGACGCUGACCACCAAUGUCUGGAUCGCUCAGCAAUGGGUGGACUAUCGGCUGAACUUCAGCAGCGAGGAAUAUGACAAAGACCUGCGGGUCCCGGCUGACCAAGUGUGGCUGCCGGACAUUGUCCUGGAGAACAACAUUGACGGCAACUUUGAGGUGGCCUAUUCUGCCAACGUCCUGAUCUCCCCCGGGGGGUCUGUGUACUGGCUGCCCCCCGCCAUCUUCCGCAGCUCCUGCCCCAUCGAGGUCACCUUCUUCCCUUUUGACUGGCAGAACUGCUCCCUCAUCUUCCGGUCCAAAACCCACAAUGCCCGGGAGGUCGAGCUGCAGUACGGCCUCGAUGAUGACACCGCUGAGCCAGUGGAGGAGGUCAUCAUUGACCUCCAGGCCUUCACAGAGAACGGGGAGUGGGCCAUCCGGCACCGCCCAGCCCGCCGGGUCCUGGCCCCCAUGGCCGGGCUAGAGGCCCCAGGCUUCUCCGAGAUCCACUACAUCCUCAUCAUCCAGCGCAAGCCGCUCUUCUACAUCAUCAACAUUAUCGUGCCCUGCGUGCUCAUUUCCUCCCUGGUGGUCCUGGUCUACUUCCUGCCCGCCCAGGCCGGUGGCCAGAAGUGCACGGUCAGCAUCUCGGUCCUGCUGGCCCAGACGGUCUUCCUCUUCCUGAUUGCCCAGAAGGUGCCCGCAACCUCACUCAGCGUCCCCCUCAUUGGCAAGUACCUGCUCUUUGUGAUGACGGUGGCCACCCUGAUCGUCACGAACUGCGUCGUGGUGCUGAACGUCUCCCUGCGCAGCCCCAGCACCCACCGCCUGUCCCCCAGGCUCAAGCACCUCUUCCUCAAGAUCCUCCCGCACUACCUGGGCUCCACCAUCGGCCCCGCAGAUGACGAGUCCCAAGGCGGCCCCUGCCCUCGGCGCUCCUUCUCCAUCUUGGUCAAGGCUGAGGAGUACAUCCUGAAGAAGGCCCGGAGUGAGGUCCUCUUUGAGCACCAGGGCCACCGCCAUGGGCUGCAGAGGGCGCCUGAUUACGAUGGGCUGGAUGUGCAGAUGACCACCAUGCUGUACAAGAACCUCUCCAGCCUGGCCCCGGAGAUCAAGGAGUGUGUGGAUGCCUGCAACUUCAUCAGCAAGAGCACCAAGGAGCAGAACAGCCACGGGGCGGAGAUGGAGAAUUGGAUGCUGAUCGGGCAGAUGAUUGACAAGCUCUGCUUCUGGCUGGCCAUCCUGCUCUUCACCAUCGGCACCCUGGCCAUCUUCUUCAUGGGUCACCUCAACACGGUGCCGGAGGACCCCUUCCCAGCCCACUAGGGCGAGGGGCUUCUCCGCAGCCUCCGGCCAGCCGUGAAAAGCCCCACCACCACCCUCUCCUUUGGCGUGGGGGACUGUUGCCAUUCUCGGGCCCAGAUGCAUCCGACAGCAGCAGCGAUGAAGGGCUCUGUGCGGCCCUAAAGCUUGCACACGCGUGUGGACGCCAGCCUGCUUCUUUUGAAUAAAAGCUUUGAGCCCUUCUUUCUCCCCCCACCACACCCC
Messenger RNA from Ahaetulla prasina, 1803 nucleotides. RefSeq names its product cholinergic receptor nicotinic epsilon subunit (gene CHRNE). Gene Ontology annotation, cellular component: postsynaptic membrane; neuron projection; synapse. Bases 58 to 1581 code for a protein of 507 amino acids. Gene Ontology annotation, molecular function: transmembrane signaling receptor activity; acetylcholine-gated monoatomic cation-selective channel activity. The record is from RefSeq and is a predicted model, not a curated record. Gene Ontology annotation, biological process: nervous system process; signal transduction; regulation of membrane potential. NCBI's taxonomy places the organism in Eukaryota, Metazoa, Chordata, Lepidosauria, Squamata, Colubridae. The transcript is spliced from 12 exons.